UCCUCUCGCGCCUCACCACCGAAUCACCCUUUUGCCUUCGCAAUUCUGGGCCUGCAACCACAUCGCUUCGCCGCCGUAUCCCUUCUCUUCUUCCUCUUCUCCGAGCGCUCGCAUCGCACCGCAAUUCAAUGCCCGCGCUUCGGUGUGAGAUCGACCUAGCCGGCCUCCCUGACGACGAUUGAAGAUCGAACCUACCGUUGCAAGAUCUUGUAUAGUUUGCAAAAUCCAGCUGUCUAACGAAGAACAUGUAAAAGAUCUUGUAUCUGCAUGGAUUUCGAUGCGACUACCUAAAGUGCCAGGUAAAUAACUGAAAUAAGCUAUCCAUAAGCGGGGAAUCCAGUACGACGAUGGCUGUAGGAACAGAGAGUGGCUCGGGCGGCGUAGCCGAGAGCGCCCCCUCGACGCCAAUGUCGGCAAUGACAACAACGCCCAUAUCGGCGAGGUCGGUGAGGUGGGAGAGCGACAUGCCGGACAUCGAGGAGGGAGGCGGCGGGCUGGAGCGGCCGCUGCUGCGCCGCCGCGGCACCAACACCACGUCGCAGAUGGCCAUCGUCGGCGCCAACGUCUGCCCCAUCGAGAGCCUCGAUUACGAACUUGUGGAGAAUGAAGUGUACAAGCAGGACUGGAGAUCAAGGGGGAAAUUGCAAAUCUUCCACUAUCAGAUCCUUAAAUGGGUCCUAGCACUUCUUGUUGGAUUAAUAGUUGGCCUAAUAGGAUUCUUCAACAACAUUGCCGUCGAAAACAUAGCCGGGUUCAAGCUGCUCCUGACGACCAAUCUAAUGCUCCAGAACAGGUACAAGGCGGCCUUUCUAUGGUUUAUCAGCUGCAAUGCAAUGUUGGCAGCAGCCGCUGCAGCAUUGUGCGCUUACUUUGGCCCAGCGGCUGCCGGAUCUGGCAUACCUGAGGUGAAGGCCUAUCUGAAUGGUGUCGACGCGCCGUCCAUCUUAGCGCCCAGUACCCUCUUCGUCAAGAUUGUUGGGUCUAUAUUUGGGGUGUCUGCUGGGUUUGUGCUGGGCAAGGAAGGUCCUAUGGUGCACACUGGGGCUUGUGUUGCCUCCUUUCUAGGACAAGGCGGGUCGCGCAAGUAUGGCUUCACUUGGAAUUGGCUCAGGUACUUCAAGAAUGAUUUGGACCGCAGGGAUCUGAUCACCUGUGGAGCUGCAGCAGGAGUUACAGCAGCCUUCCGCGCCCCUGUCGGCGGUGUCCUCUUCGCACUUGAAGAAGCAACAUCCUGGUGGCGGAGCGCGCUUCUCUGGAGGACAUUCUCCACGACAGCAGUGGCGGCAAUGGUGCUAAGGUCCCUAAUAGAGUACUGCCGCAGCGGCAACUGUGGCCUGUUCGGGAAAGGAGGGCUGAUCAUGUUCGACGUAAGUUCACAGGUGACAUCAUACACCACCAUGGAUCUCGCCGCGGUUGUGCUGCUCGCCAUCGUCGGCGGGCUACUUGGAGCACUCUUCAACUUCCUCCUCAAUCGGAUCCUUCGUGUGUAUAGCUACAUCAACGAGAAAGGCGCGCCGUACAAGAUCAUUCUUACGGUGGUCAUCUCGCUGGUCACCUCGUGCUGCUCCUUCGGCUUGCCGUGGCUGACGGCGUGCACGCCAUGCCCGCCGGAGCUGGCCGCCAGCGGCCACUGCCCGACCAUCGGCCGCUCCGGCAACUUCAAGAACUUCCGGUGUCCGCCGGGGCAGUACAACGCCAUGGCGUCGCUGUUCCUCAACACCAACGACGACGCCAUCCGCAACCUCUUCAGCGGCGGCACGGAGAGCGAGUUCGGCGUGCCCAUGCUGCUCGCGUUCUUCACCGCCGUCUACUCGCUCGGCCUGGUCACCUACGGCGUGGCCGUGCCGUCGGGCCUCUUCAUCCCCGUGAUCCUCUCCGGCGCGUCGUUCGGCCGGCUGCUCGGGAAGCUGCUCGGCGUGCUCACCGGCCUCGACACGGGGCUCUUCGCGCUGCUCGGCGCGGCGUCCUUCCUCGGCGGGACGAUGCGGAUGACGGUGUCGGUGUGCGUCAUCCUCCUGGAGCUCACCAACGACCUCCUGCUGCUGCCGCUCAUCAUGCUGGUGCUGCUCGUCUCCAAGACGGUGGCCGACUGCUUCAACAAGGGCGUGUACGAGCAGAUGGUGCGCAUGAAGGGGCUCCCUUACCUGGAGGCGCACGCCGAGCCGUGCAUGCGCAGCCUGGUCGCCGGCGACGUCGUGUCCGCGCCGCUCAUCGCCUUCUCCAGCGUCGAGAGCGUCGGCACCGUCGUGGACACGCUGCGCCGCACGGGGCACAACGGGUUCCCGGUGAUCGAGGACGCGCCGUUCGCGCCGGAGCCGGAGCUGUGCGGCCUCGUGCUGCGCUCCCACCUCCUCGUGCUCCUCCGCGCCAAGACCUUCACCGCCGACCGCGUCAAGACCGGCGCCGCCGAGGUGUUCCGCAAGCUCGCGCCGUUCGACUUCGCCAAGCCCGGGUCGGGCAAGGGCCUCACCGUCGACGACCUGGACCUCACCGAGGAGGAGAUGGCCAUGUACGUCGACCUCCACCCGAUCGCCAACCGCUCGCCGUACACCGUAGUGGAGAACAUGUCGCUGGCCAAGGCCGCCGUGCUCUUCCGCCAGCUCGGCCUCCGCCACAUGUGCGUCGUGCCGAGGACGCCGGGGAGGCCGCCGGUGGUCGGGAUCCUGACGCGACACGACUUCAUGCCGGGUUACAUCCGCGGGUUGUUUCCGAACGUCCUCCGUGAGUAGCGGCCAUGGCGAGCGCGCGAACGAAUUCUUUUGCACAUAUCUUUUUUUUCUGCUUUUGGACCUUAUUACCAACUGGAGUAGAUUAGCUUAGAUUUGAUGUUUAAUUAGCACCCAAGUGAACGAGCGGUGGCUGCAAAAUUCUAUGAACUCGCAAAGCCUGAGAGUGAGAGUUCAGCUAUAUGAGGUGAGAAUUAAAUGUCAUAGGUUUAAUGGAGCUUUGUAAUUAACUGAUGAUCUUUUCGAAAAAACAACUCGUCGAUGAUGCCGAUAAUGAAUUUGAUUUCAGUCAA
Oryza sativa Japonica Group (Japanese rice) is the source of this 3019-nucleotide messenger RNA. RefSeq names its product chloride channel protein CLC-c. Gene Ontology annotation, molecular function: voltage-gated chloride channel activity. The record is from RefSeq and is a predicted model, not a curated record. Gene Ontology annotation, cellular component: plant-type vacuole membrane; intracellular membrane-bounded organelle. Gene Ontology annotation, biological process: chloride transport; transmembrane transport. NCBI's taxonomy places the organism in Eukaryota, Viridiplantae, Streptophyta, Magnoliopsida, Poales, Poaceae.